AUCGGUGUCACGGCACGGGAGAGCAGGAAAUUGCGUCUGUACCGGGCCGUUAAUUUAAAAGCGGCCCUUUCCUCCCCCCGGCCGCUCCCCGGCGCGGCGGGGGCUCCGCCGCCCGCUCCCCGCUCCCGGCUCCGGCGGCGGCCGGGGAUGCGCAGCCGAGCGCGGCGGCGGGAGAGGGCCGGGCCGGAGGAAUAAGGACCCGGCUUCUUCCCCGGUCCCACCCCCGGCCGCUUCCUCCGCAGCUCCCUCCCCUCGGCCUCCCCUUCCCCUCCCGCCCCCCACUCCCCCUAAAAUCAUCCCCCCAUCUCCCGGUAUUGAUUUCCCCGCACGCCAAUCCCAGCGCGGCGCGGCGAGCCCGGGCACCGGCGGCUCCUUCGCCCGCUCCCGCCGGGACCGGCAUCGGGACCGGGACCCGCACCGGGACCGGCGCCCCAUGGAAGGGCAGCGGCUGCGGCCGGAGCGGCUGAAGUUUGCCCGGAGCGAGGGAUGAGCGAUGGAGGGGCCGAGCCCGGCGGGAGCCCCGUGCUGCUGGCCGAGCCCGCGGCCACCGGGCGGGCCCGGGAGAAGGCGCCGACCCGGGCGGAGCUGGAGAGCGCCCUGCGCGGCGGUGGCGGAGGCGGCGGCGGCGGCGGCUUCAAGGACAUCCCCGGAACGUCGGCGGUCAGCCCCGGCUCCUCCAAGGAGUGCGCCCCGGACACCGAGAGCCCGUCGGGGACCGGCGAGGCGGAUUACUGCCGCCGCAUCCUGGUGCGAGAUGCCAAAGGGACGAUCCGGGAGAUCGUGCUGCCCAAGGGGCUGGACCUGGACCGGCCCAAGCGGACCCGCACGUCCUUCACGGCGGAGCAGCUCUACCGCCUGGAGCUGGAGUUCCAGCGCUGCCAGUCAAGGUCUGGUUCCAGAACCGCCGCACGAAGCAGAAGAAGGACCAGAGCAGGGACUCUGAGAAACGCUCCUCCACCACCUCCGAGUCCUUCGCCACCUGCAACAUCCUCCGGCUGCUGGAGCAGGGCCGGCUGCUGUCGGUGCCGGCCCCCCCCAGCCUCCUGUCCCCCGCCUCCAACCCCCUCGCCAGCCCCGCGGGCAGCGGCUCGGGCCUGGCCACGCCGGGCCCCGCGUCCCCCGGGCUGGGCGGCGGGAGCAGCCCCCCGGCACCGGCGGCCUUCAGCCUGCAGGUCCCGUCUCUCGCCUCCUCGUCCUCCUCGUCCUCCUCCUCGCCGCGGCUGCCGGGGGGGCCGCUGUGCUUCGGGGGGCCGCUGCUGGGCGGCCUGCACGACCUGCCGGGCGCCUACGGACUGGGCACCUCCGCCUUCGAGCCUUACACGCGGCUGGAGAGGAAAGACAGUUCUAUACCCAGCAAGAAGCCGAGCCCUUAAAUCAAAACGAGUGUCAAAAGGUGUCCCCCCCCUUCCUCCGCCGUCCCCUGCGCCCCCCGCGCCCCCCGCACCCCGCGCCCCGCGCCGGGGCCUCGUUGGGCUCGUGGGAUGCGGGAGAUGGCUCGUCCCGGUGGGAAUGUGCACGCGCGGGGGGCCCCGCCCCAGGCACAGCGCCGGAGCCGUGGAUGUCACACGCGGGGGGUCCCCGGGGGUCCCGUGUCACCGGUGCCGCCCCGUCCCUCACCGACGCCGCUGGACCUGCCCCCGCACCCCCUCCAGGUACCGCCCGCGGGCUGUGCCGGGACAGCGGCACCUCGGGGGGGGGCGGGGGGUCGCCGCUGCCCCGUGGGCUCUCGGUGCCUCUCACGGGCGGGACCGCGGAGCUCUGACCCCCCUGGACUGUCCCCCCGGGGUCUGCGGCGUUGGGGUCACCCCGGGGGCAGGAGGGCACCCCAAAAGGGAGAGCGCAGGGCGGCGCCGGGCUCUGUCCCCGCCCGGCCGGGGAGUCCCUGGAUGAGGGUCGUGCCUCAGUUUCUCCACCCGCGAAGGGCUGCGUGUCCUGCCUGAGGUCUCCUCGCAGCAUCCCGGUGGCCGUGGGCUCCAGGCGCUGCUCCCAUGGGAUACUGGUCCUCCGAGGGCACAUCGCCGGGUCCGGGGGGUGGGUGAUGUCCCCAACCCCCCCAGGGGUCCCUGUGAUCGGACCAAGACGCUGCCCCUACUCGUGGGACAUCCCCGGGCUCCUCCUCUGCUCCUGCAGAGCCAAAGCACCGCCCCGCACCCGCUUCGGUGCCGUCCCAGCCCGGCAAACCCCUCAGGGACCCCCUCCGACCUCCCCGAGGGGGCUGUGGGGAGCCGGGGACCGCCCACCGUCCUGAGCCCCCCCAAGGACACCCCCCGAGGGAGACGUGGCAGAGCUGUGGACAGUUGUGACACUGGGAUCUGCCCCUCUGGGUCGGGUCUUUGCCACCGGCGGGGGCCCGAAGCCCCCCCAGACCCAGCGCGGGGUGCUGAGCGCUCGGCGCGGGCACUGGGGGAGCCCCACCCUGAGCACGGGCCUCGCAACACCCCCCCCACACCUCGAUCCCCCCCCCCCGGCAGACCCAGGGUCCGUCCCAGAGAGGUGCUGAGCCCCCCGGGCGGCCUCUUCCCGCCCGGCCCCUGAUCCCGGAGGUUCCCGCGGGGCAGGAUCCGGCCUCGGGCGCGAUGUGGCUCCGUGGGGGCGAGAACCAGAGGGGCACUGCCUGAGGUGGCCUUUGGGGACAGGGGCAGCGCGGCCCCCCCGGGCCCUGCUGGGGGAGGGCAGGUCCGUGGUGUCAGG
Pseudopipra pipra is the source of this 2691-nucleotide messenger RNA. It is a transcript of the gene VAX2, whose product is annotated as ventral anterior homeobox 2. Lineage: Eukaryota; Metazoa; Chordata; Aves; Passeriformes; Pipridae. The transcript is spliced from 4 exons. Gene Ontology annotation, biological process: regulation of transcription by RNA polymerase II; brain development; central nervous system development. The record is from RefSeq and is a predicted model, not a curated record. Gene Ontology annotation, cellular component: nucleus. Gene Ontology annotation, molecular function: RNA polymerase II cis-regulatory region sequence-specific DNA binding; DNA-binding transcription factor activity, RNA polymerase II-specific. The coding region runs from base 487 to 1890 and encodes 467 amino acids.